AAAAAAGUUCCGUCGCGAUGCUGCCAAAUUUGUCGCGAAACCCCUCGAAGCUGUCCAUAAAGGCUAGCAACCCUGGCAUUACCGCAGACAUGGCGCCUUCAACCAAGAGGAAAGCAGCUGACGAUGACUUCAUCCUCACAAUAUCCGACAACGAGGGCGACAACUUCGCCGAGGAGCACGAGGUGAUCCAGGACUCGCCGCCGAAGAAAAAGUCCAAAACGGCCAAAAAGGUCAAGGCAAAGAAAAAGCCGGGCAAGGGAGCGAAAGCGGGUGAGGCAGACGACGAUGAGGAGGAGAAGCCAGAAGAGGGUGUCUGGGGCUUUAAGGAGGACGACGACGGUGCCAUGGACUCCGACUUUGAGUUCGUGACUGGUGGCACCGAGGACGUGGCCGCGGAGUUUGAGGGCUGGGGCUUUGACGGCGCCAAAAAGGCCAUGGGUGAGAGCAGAGGCGUGGAUCUAGAUGAGAUCAUCCGCAGGAGAAGAGAGAAGAAGGAAGGCAAGCCCGCCGCGCCUGCAGCCGCCGAGGCUGGCGACGACGACGACGACGACGACGAAGCCGCCCAGGACGACAUCGACCUUGACGACGACGACGAUGAGGUCCUAGCAAAGGAUGCAUUCGGAAUGGGCGCUGGCUCUGACGACGAGUCCGAUGAGGAGGCUACACCCGAAGACAAAUCUGAGGUGGGCGGUUCCGACGAAGAGGACGAAGACGACGACGAGGUAGCCAGCCCCGUGCCCCAUCCAGACGACGCCGGGUCGGAAUCAGAAUCGGACGACGAGGAGGACGCGGAGGAGGCUGCCAGGCAGAAGGACUUCUUCGCCGCCGAGGAGCCCAAGGCGGAGAAGGGCAAAGGCGGCGCGGCGUCGUUCCAGGGCAUGUCCUUGUCGCGGCCGAUCCUCCGAGGUCUCGCGAGCGUGGGCUUCGGCAAGCCGACGCCAAUCCAGGCCAAGGCGAUCCCCAUGGCUCUCAUGGGCAAGGACGUGGUCGGCGGCGCGCAGACGGGCUCGGGCAAGACAGGAGCCUUCAUGGUGCCCAUCCUGGAGCGUCUGCUGUACCGGCCCAAGAAGGUGCCGACGAGCCGCGUCGUGGUGCUCACGCCGACCCGUGAGCUGGCCAUCCAGUGCCACGCCGUGGCAAUCAAGCUCGCGAGCCACACCGACAUCAAGUUCUGUCUGGCCGUCGGAGGCCUGAGUCUCAAGGUGCAGGAGGCCGAGCUGCGGCUCAGGCCCGACGUCAUCAUCGCGACGCCGGGCCGCUUCAUCGACCACAUGCGCAACUCGGCCAGCUUCGCCGUCGACACGGUCGAGAUCCUGGUCCUGGACGAGGCCGACCGGAUGCUCGAGGACGGGUUCGCGGACGAGCUCAACGAGAUCCUGACCACGCUGCCCAAGUCGCGCCAGACCAUGCUCUUCUCGGCCACCAUGACGUCGUCGGUCGACACCCUGAUCCGCGCCGGGCUCAACAAGCCCGUCCGCAUCAUGGUGGACUCGCAGAAGAAGACGGUCGGCACGCUGGUACAGGAGUUUGUGCGCCUGCGGCCCGGCCGCGAGGAGAAGCGCAUGGGCUACCUCGUCCACCUCUGUAAGAAGCUGUACACGGAACGCGUCAUCAUCUUCUUCCGGCAAAAGAAGAUUGCGCACCAUGCGCGCAUCAUUUUUGGGCUGCUUGGCCUGUCGUGCGCAGAACUCCACGGAAGCAUGAACCAGACACAGCGUAUCCAAAGUGUCGAGGACUUCCGUGACGGCAAGGUCUCAUUCCUGCUAGCCACCGAUCUCGCCUCGCGCGGUCUCGACAUCAAAGGCGUAGACACAGUCAUCAACUACGAGGCUCCCCAGAGCCUGGAGAUCUACGUGCACAGAGUCGGCCGUACCGCGCGAGCGGGCCGGAGCGGCGUGGCCGUGACGUUGGCGGCCGAGCCGGACCGAAAGGUGGUCAAGGCGGCAGUCAAGGCGGGCAAGGCGCAGGGGGCCAAGAUCAGCAGCCGCAUCAUCGAGGCGGCCGACGCGGACGGGUGGCAGGACAAGGUGGACGAGCUCGAGGGCGAGGUGGAGGCGGUGAUGCAGGAGGAGAAGGAGGAAAAGGUGCUGUGGCAGGCGGACAUGCAGGUGCGCAAGGGCGAGAACAUGAUGCGGCACGAGGAUGAGAUCAAGGCGCGGCCGCGACGGACGUGGUUCGAGACGGAGAAGGACAAGAAGGCGGCGCGCGAGGCCGGGCGGGCCGAGCUCAACGGGGUCCGCGAGGCGCUCAAGAAGAAGCACGGCGGCGGCUCCCUCAGCAACAAGGAUAAGAAGAAGCUCGACGCAAAGGCUGAGGCGUCGGGCGCCCGCGUAUGGAAGAAGGGCGCGGCCGAGCGGGCCGGCAAGGGCGCCGUGCUCAACUUAAAGGGGGGGAAGAAGGCCGGGCCUGGCAAGAAGAAGGGGCCCAUCGGCGGCGUGGCGAGCGGGAGGGUGGUCAAGAAGGGCAGGAGUGCGGGGCCCAAGGGCAAGGGCAAGAGGUAGACCCCUGUACACGUACUUGACUGCUGCACUAAACUACAAGCGCUGUAUAAGAUACCUACCAAGCAGCUCAGUAGUUGCCCAGCAUAUUCUCUGUGACUACCUGUGGAGUGACAUUGGUAUACAUA
Messenger RNA from Gaeumannomyces tritici R3-111a-1, 2626 nucleotides. Its product is annotated as ATP-dependent RNA helicase DRS1. The record is from RefSeq and is a predicted model, not a curated record. The transcript is spliced from 2 exons. Gene Ontology annotation, molecular function: RNA helicase activity; ATP binding; nucleic acid binding. Bases 18 to 2501 code for a protein of 827 amino acids. NCBI's taxonomy places the organism in Eukaryota, Fungi, Ascomycota, Sordariomycetes, Magnaporthales, Magnaporthaceae.